AUGCCCAACUAUGUGAAGUUUUUGAAUGAAAUUUUGACAAAGAAGAGGAGACUUGGUGAAUUUGAAACGAUGGCUUUGACUGGAGGUUGUAGUGCUAUUUUGAAGAAUAAAAUUCCUCCUAAGUUGAUAGAUUCGGGCAGUUUCACAAUUCCUUAUUCUAUUGGUGGUAGAGAUGUUGGUAGAGCUCUUUGUGAUUUGGGGGCUAGUAUUAAUUUGAUGUCCAUGUCUAUUUUCAAGAAGUUGGGAAUUGGAGAAGCAAGACCAACCACCAUCACUUUUCAAUUAGCGGAUCGCUCUAUGGCACAUGUGGAAGGAAAGAUUGAAGAUAUUCUUGUGCAAGUUGAUAGGUUUAUUUUUUUGGAUGAUUUUAUUAUUCUUGAUUAUGAAACAGAUAGAGAUGUUCCAAUCAUUUUGGGGAGACCAUUUCUUGCUACCGGAAGGACUUUAAUUGAUGUCCGAAAAUGA
Molecule: messenger RNA, 465 nt
Organism: Humulus lupulus (European hop)
Lineage: Eukaryota; Viridiplantae; Streptophyta; Magnoliopsida; Rosales; Cannabaceae
Exons: 1
Coding region: 1-465 (154 amino acids)
Source: RefSeq, a predicted model, not a curated record